AUGGCUGCUGCUGCCACCGUGCCCGCCAUGGCCGCCCAGAUGCCCACCCAGGAACAGACUACCCAGACCACCUCCCAGCAGGAUGUGCGCCCUGACCUGCCGCGCCCUUACAAGUGUCCUCUGUGCGACAAGGCCUUCCAUCGCCUCGAGCACCAGACUCGUCAUAUCCGCACUCACACUGGCGAGAAGCCGCACGCCUGCCAGUUCCCGGGCUGCACAAAGCGCUUCAGCCGUUCCGAUGAGCUGACUCGUCACUCGCGCAUCCACAACAACCCCAACUCGAGACGUGGCAACAAGCAACAUGCCGCUGCCGCCGCUGCAGCUGCCGCCGCCGCCGCCGCCGCUCAGGCCGGAAUCAUGGACCAGGCUCAGCACCAGGUCAUGCAGCAGAUGAACCACAUGAUGCCUCCUCCGCCCAAGAUGAACAGCCUGGUUCACUCGGCGCCCUCUUCUCAGCUCUCAUCGCCCAACGUUUCUCCUCCCCACUCUUACGCCAGCGCCUACACAAGUAACCCUGGCUCCUACCUGACGCGCAACGUGAGCGGCGAUCUCAGCCCUGCUGGCCUGAACCAUCCCAUGGACAUCAACCUUCUGGCCACCGCUGCCUCGCAAGUCGAGCGCGAAAACUCGCUUCCCUCGCACCACAUGGGUCUUGCCAGCAGACACACAUACGGCACCCACCCUUACAGCCACCACCCUUACUCGACCGGCCGCCUUCCUUCUCUUUCGGCAUAUCACUACAGCUCCAACCCCACUUCUCAGCCAAUGUCGCGUUCGCACUCGCACGAGGAUGACGACCCUUACUCCCACCGCAUGACCAAGAAGUCGCGUCCUGGCUCUCCUCAGUCGACCGCGCCACCGUCGCCUUCAUUCUCUCACGAAUCCACCUCGCCAACUCCCGACCACACACCUUUGGCCACUCCUUCUCAUUCUCCUCGGCUUCGUCCGCAGUACUUCCAUAACGGUGUGCAACUCCCCACGCUUCACCACCUCUCCCUCCAGCACCAACCACCGCCAGCCCUUGCCCCUGUUGAGCCGUCCGCUGACGGUCAACAGCCGUACAUCCCGACGCACCACAGCGGCCUACGUAUUAGUGAGAUCAUGGAACGCGAAGAUGGAGCUCAACGAAAACUGCCCAUCCCGAUGGUGCCAUCAGCUGUCAAGGUCAACGAUCUCCUCAACAACCCCAAUGGCUUCAGCAGCGGUCAGUCCAGCACUACCGGCAGCAUAGCCGGCGACAACUCGAAUUAA
Messenger RNA from Aureobasidium uvarum, 1251 nucleotides. The record is from the annotation of a GenBank genome assembly. NCBI's taxonomy places the organism in Eukaryota, Fungi, Ascomycota, Dothideomycetes, Dothideales, Saccotheciaceae.